This is a messenger RNA of Mesorhabditis belari, 576 nucleotides long. The record is from the annotation of a GenBank genome assembly. NCBI's taxonomy places the organism in Eukaryota, Metazoa, Nematoda, Chromadorea, Rhabditida, Rhabditidae.
AUGGUUUUUUUUACGAAGAAUUCAAUAGACGUUACGGCUCAACUAAGUUGUAUGAGGCUUUUCACAAAGCCUUUGAUUCGUUAUCCUUGCUGCCGUUGUUGCGGAUCAUCCGAUGUGAAAGACCAGACGCUCGAAAUCGAUUUUCGAUAUGGUGGCAGAAAAAAAUGUUUGAAACUUGGAGUUGAUUUGAUUGCGCGUGCUCAUCAAGUUGUGCAAGAUGGGUACAAGUUUUUCGCAAAUCGAAGGUUGGCAAUCAUCUUUUCGGCACCUCAUUGUAGGCAUUUCGACAAUGCUGUUGUUGCUGACAAUGCUGACAAUGAUGGAGUGAUCGAGCAACAGGGAACCCACGAGGGGCUGCAACGACAACCGGGCACCUAUGCAACACUUGGUGCCCAUACCCGGGCGGUCAACCAGGGUCCGAACGAUGCAAGAUGUGCUACGCCAAAGAAUUGCUUUAAGAUGGCGAUAAAAUGGGUGUCAUUGAAUAUCAAUAAACGAACAAUCAAUAACGAAACGCUAAUUCAUUUCGAAAAAGGAAACGUCUCGUCGUGUUCUUCUCGGAAAAUUAUGUUCCCG